AUGUCCACCACAGCCACUAUCACAACCACAACCACGACCACCACCGCGGAGCCUCCCAAAAGCCAAGUCUACGGCCAAGGCCAAAACCGCAUGCUUCUCGACGGCAAAUCCACCAACUACGGCGACUUCCGCGAUGCACUUAACCGCGAUGGCUACGCCGUCAUCAAGGGAGCCAUCCCACUCGAUCGGGCUAAAGGAUACGCGGAUGCGUUCUACUCUAACCUCGGCUACAACCGACACGACCCCAGCACCGUCCGACGGGCCAAACUCCCCGUGCUGAAUGAAAAGGGUAUGAUACUCGACUACGGCGUAACACAUGAGCAGUGGGUGUGGGAUAUUCGUGGUGAGGAAGGGGUAGUGGAUGCGUUUAAGAAAGUGUAUGAUGAUGAGGAUUUAAUUGUUUCGUUUGAUGUGGUGAAUGUGGGGUUUGCUAAUCGGGAAGAUCUGCCUGAGAACAAACCCUGGCCCCACCAAGACCAAGACCCCUCUAAACCAGGCUUCAGAUGCCUCCAAGGCCUCGUCAACCUCCUCCCCAACGGCCCCAACGACGGCGGCCUAAUCGUCUGCAAAGGCGGGCACGCGCUCUCCGCCCAAUUCCACACCGAAAUGGCGCACGAAGAGCGCAUUCCCGCCUGGACGACCGAAUGGUUCGGGUUUACCGAUGCGGGGAUGAAGUGGCUCGCGGACCACGGACUCAAAUGGGAGAAGGUAUGUGCUGAGCCUGGCGACUUGAUCGUCUGGGAUAGUCGCACGCCGCACUAUAAUGUGCCCCCGACGGGUGGACAGGAUCGGUUUGCGGUUUAUACCUGCUUUAUGCCGGUGAGGGAGGUUGAGAAGGAGGAUUUGGUUAGGAAGAAGGGGGCUUUUGAGAGUCGGUUGGGAACAACGCAUUGGCCGCAUGCCAAACAUGUCGCGAAGACCAAUAUUGCUAUGAGGGAUGGGGAGCCUUGUCCGGUGGCGAGGGAGAGACCGGUGCAGGAGCCGGUGUUGAGUGAGAGGGUGUUCAAGUUGACGGGGAUUCCGUAUUUGGAGAGGAUGGAGGGGGGUGCUGCUGAGGUUGCUGCUUAG
This is a messenger RNA of Aspergillus eucalypticola CBS 122712, 1068 nucleotides long. RefSeq names its product phytanoyl-CoA dioxygenase. Bases 1 to 1068 code for a protein of 355 amino acids. The transcript is spliced from 6 exons. The record is from RefSeq and is a predicted model, not a curated record. NCBI's taxonomy places the organism in Eukaryota, Fungi, Ascomycota, Eurotiomycetes, Eurotiales, Aspergillaceae.